Molecule: messenger RNA, 1278 nt
Organism: Trypanosoma conorhini
Lineage: Eukaryota; Euglenozoa; Kinetoplastea; Trypanosomatida; Trypanosomatidae
Product: nucleotidyl transferase domain-containing protein
Exons: 1
Coding region: 1-1278 (425 amino acids)
Cellular component (GO): nucleus; cytoplasm
Molecular function (GO): nicotinamide-nucleotide adenylyltransferase activity; ATP hydrolysis activity
Source: RefSeq, a predicted model, not a curated record
AUGGCGAGUCUUUCGCAGGGCCUCAUUGAGGCCAUCCACGCCUCACCGGUGCGGUGCGUGUUGUACGUCGCGGGUGCGGGGAGCUCAGCCAUCGCCCAACUCGCCGGAGUCGCGGGGUGCUCGCGGACGCUGCUGGACGCCCGCGUGCCCUACGCCGUCGCCACCACCGCCCAUAUGUUGGAUGAUCGGCCGUCAAAGUUGGUUGCGGCGCCGGUGGCGCGCCAGCUUGCGCAGCACGCCUACCACUGCGCCGUAGACUACAGCGGCGGGGACGAUGGAACGAUUGUCGGCAUCGGCUCCACCGCCGCCGUGCAGACGAAUCGCACGAGGCACGGUAAGGACUGCGCGUUUGUGGCGGCGUGGUGCCAGCGGCAUGUGGUGGAGUUUGCCUUGGAGCUGCCGGGGCACCUCCCACGCGCCGAGCAGGAGGGGCAGGUGACGCUACUGCUGCUCAAGGCCCUGGCGGAGUGCGCCAACGUCCCCUUCGAGAUUUCUCUUGCGGUGCAGCCGACCCGGCAGUGCUACACGGUGCCGGCCUCCCCGCUCCGGUGCCUCCUGCAGGGGGAGACGGGAUUUGUCGUCUUCAACGCCCACGGGGAGGUGCGUGCGCCACUUGUGCCCUACGCGGCGGAGUCCUCUGCCACGGCAGCCCCCGAGGCCUCAAUGCGGCAGUUGUUGUUUCCCGGCUCAUUUCGUCCGCUGCACUGGGGGCAUACGGAACUGGCGCGGGCGGCGUCGCGAACGGUGGCGACGACGGCGGAGCAACUACGCAGUGCGAACGCAGCCGCGUCAACUGCGUCCUGCAGUGCGGCCGAGCUCCGUCGCGUCCGGGUGACGUAUGAGAUUUCGGUGGACAACGCAGACAAGGGCAUCAUCGAGUCGGAGGUGGAACUUGAGAAGCGGAUAGAGCAAUUUCUAGAGCGCGGGGCGCGGGUGGCUGUGACACGGGCCCGACUCUUCACCGAGAAGGCCCUGCUGUUUCCGGGGCACGGCUUUAUUGUGGGCAUCGACACCAUGAAGCGUAUUCUUGAUCCAAGGUAUUACGACAACUCAACGGAGGCUAUGCUGCACGCCAUGCAAGCUGUUCGGCAGCAGGGCUGCUACUUUGUGGUGGCUGGCCGCGCUUCAGGGGAGGGUGAUGCGGUGUGGGAAGACUUGACAUGCAUUGACGUGCCGGCGGAAGUGCGGUCCAUGCUCAUUCCCAUUCAGCAGGGCGACUUCCGCGUGGAUGUGAGCUCGACGGCGUUGCGAAAGCGGGGUGGGUGGAACUGCCAAUAG